AUGACCCUAAAGGGUUCAUGCACCAACAAUGGAGCAAAAUAUGAAGCUUUGUUAACCGAGUUGGAGUUGUUGCUAGAGUUGGGAGCUAAGAGAGCAAAGAUAUACGGGGAUUCUCAACUGGUCAUUUAUCAAAUGACUGAAGAAUUUAAAUGUAUAUCGUCAGUAUCACAGGAGUGUGGAAAGAAAGCACAAGAAUUGUCUAAACAAUUUAAGGAAAUUAUUUUCAUACACAUUCUUAGAGAAGAAAAUAAAAUAACAGAUCAAAUGUCCCAAAUAGCUUCUGCUAGAGAAGAGGUACCUUCAAAAAAUGAAGAUAUCAUUCUCCAAGAAAAGAUCUUAGAUCCUCUUAAUGAAACUGAUAAAGAAAUACAAUAA
Beta vulgaris subsp. vulgaris (sugar beet) is the source of this 375-nucleotide messenger RNA. RefSeq lists its product as uncharacterized. Gene Ontology annotation, molecular function: RNA-DNA hybrid ribonuclease activity; nucleic acid binding. Bases 1 to 375 code for a protein of 124 amino acids. The transcript has a single exon. The record is from RefSeq and is a predicted model, not a curated record. Lineage: Eukaryota; Viridiplantae; Streptophyta; Magnoliopsida; Caryophyllales; Amaranthaceae.